AUGCCUUCCCUUCUUUCACAUCUGCUGCUGAUCACUGCCGCUGCCAGCCUGGCCGCCGCUGCUCCCGCCCCCUCGCGUGUUUCCGAUUUCACCAAAAGGUCUUCCUCAACCUGCACGUUCACCGAGGCAGCUAGCGCCUCGGCCAGUAAGUCUGACUGCUCUACGAUCGUCCUGAGCGAUAUCGAGGUCCCAGCUGGGGAGACGCUCGAUUUGUCGGAUCUGAGCGAUGGCACUCAGGUGAUCUUUGACGGCACCACAACCUUUGGAUACGAAGAAUGGAAGGGUCCUCUGAUUCGUAUCUCCGGCUCCAGUAUCACCGUGACGGCCAAUGACGGAGCCGUGAUCAACGGUGACGGCUCUCGCUGGUGGGACAGUGAGGGAACCAAUGGCGGGAAAACCAAGCCCAAGUUCUUUUAUGCUCACUCCCUCGAUGACUCGACCAUCUCCGGCUUGACCAUCAAAAAUACUCCCGUGCAAGCCAUCAGUGUCCAGUCGAACAACCUCGUCAUUGAGGAUGUGACCAUCGAUAAUUCGGACGGCGACGACAAUGGUGGCCACAACACCGACGGCUUUGAUAUCAGCGAGUCCACCUAUAUCACCAUCACGAACCCGACUGUCAAGAACCAGGAUGAUUGUCUAGCCAUCAACUCUGGCGAGAACAUCUACUGGAGUGGGGCCACUUGCUCUGGCGGCCACGGUCUCUCCAUCGGCUCCGUUGGCGACCGCGAUGACAACACCGUGAAGAAUGUCACUAUCACCGACUCCACCGUGAGUGACUCGGCCAAUGGAAUCCGUAUCAAGACAACCUAUGAUGCUACUGGUUCGGUCAGCGAUGUGACAUUUUCGGACAUCACUCUCUCGGGUAUCACCGAUUACGGCGUCGUGAUCGAGCAGGACUACGAGAAUGGCUCGCCUACCGGUACGCCAACGGAUGGUGUUCCAAUCACCGGUCUCACCGUGGAUGGCAUCAUCGGUUCGCUCGAGGAUGAUGCGGUGGAGGUGUACAUCAUGUGCGCCGAGGACAGCUGUACCGACUGGACUUGGGGCGAUGUCAGUCUGACCGGCGGCUCUACCAGCGACGAUUGCGAGAAUGUUCCUUCGGGCGCGUCCUGCUAG
Molecule: messenger RNA, 1116 nt
Organism: Penicillium cosmopolitanum
Lineage: Eukaryota; Fungi; Ascomycota; Eurotiomycetes; Eurotiales; Aspergillaceae
Product: glycoside hydrolase family 28 protein
Exons: 2
Coding region: 1-1116 (371 amino acids)
Biological process (GO): pectin catabolic process
Cellular component (GO): extracellular region
Molecular function (GO): polygalacturonase activity
Source: RefSeq, a predicted model, not a curated record